Molecule: messenger RNA, 2595 nt
Organism: Ipomoea nil (Japanese morning glory)
Lineage: Eukaryota; Viridiplantae; Streptophyta; Magnoliopsida; Solanales; Convolvulaceae
Product: pentatricopeptide repeat-containing protein At4g01570
Exons: 1
Coding region: 95-2503 (802 amino acids)
Molecular function (GO): protein binding
Source: RefSeq, a predicted model, not a curated record
CUGGGCCAACCGAACAGGUUCUAGUGUUCUACUAUGGUCGAUAAUAGAGUUUGGGAAGACAGGAAAACAUAUAGAAAACGCGAAUGUAGAGUAGAUGAUAGCAAGGAGACGGGUUUCUUCCUUCUCCACCGCAACAGCCUCCAACAUUGGGAAUCUGCUCGUCGUCGCUUCCAUCGCCAAAGCUUUAGCGAAGCCCGGAGGAUCGCAGAACCUCGACGGAAAUGGAAGUGACUCCGCCGCCGUUCCCCUUUCCGAAGACGUCGUCCUCCAAGUCCUCCGCCGCAACUCCCUCGACGUCUCCAAGAGGCUGGAUUUCUUCCGAUGGUGCUCUCUCCGCCCCGACUUCAGACACUCCGCCGCCACCUACUCCCAGAUUUUCAAAACCGUUUGCGGUUGCCGCGGCUACCACGGCGACAUCUUCGGGCUGCUGGACUCCAUGAGCCACGACGGCGCGAACCUCGAUUCCGCCACUUUCAAGCUGCUCCUCGACUCCUUCAUACGGGUCGGUAAGUUCGAUACCGCGCUCGAGAUUUUGGAGUUUGUAGGAAGCAAGUUUUCCGAUGACAUUGUUCGCAAUUGCUUGAGCAAUGAUGUGUAUAACUCCGUUCUGAUUGCCCUAGUCCAUAAGAAUCAGGUGAAAAUGGCCUUAUCCAUAUUCCUGAAACUGUUGGAAUCCAGUAACAGUAAUGAUGAUAAUACGAAUGGUGAAUUCGUAGAAGAUGCCCUAGCCUGUAAUGAGUUGCUGGUUGGCCUCAAGAGGGCUGAAAUGAGAGCUCAAUUCAAGCAAGUCUUUGAUAAGCUCAGAGAAAGGAAGAAUCCUUUCCCAUUAGACAGAUGGGGUUAUAAUAUCUGCAUUCACACUUUUGGGCUAUGGGGAAAUUUGGCCACUUCCCUUAUGCUGUUCAAAGAAAUGAAGGAGAGGGGUAAUGCCUUUACCCCUGAUCUCUGCACUUAUAACAGCCUAAUUCAAGUCCUCUGCGUGCUCGGGAAGGUGAAGGAUGCUCUCGUUGUCUGGGAGGAAAUGAAGGGUUCCUCAGGUCUUGAACCCGAUUACUUUACUUACCGCAUUCUCAUCCAGGGAUGCUCGAGAUCAUACCGAGUAAAUGAUGCCAUGAAAAUAUUCAGUGAGAUGCAGUAUAAUGGGUUGUGUCCUGAUACCAUUGUUUAUAACUCCCUCUUGAAUGGAUUGCUAAAGGCUAGGAAGUUAACAGAUGCAUGCAAUCUGUUUGAGAAAAUGAUUGAAGAUGAUGGUGUUAGGGCUAGUUGUUGGACAUAUAAUAUUCUCAUCGAUGGCCUGUUUAAGAAUGGAAGGGCUGUGGCUGCUUAUACAUUGUUCUGUGAUUUGAAGAAGAAGAGUAAUAGUUUCGUGGAUGGGAUUAGUUACAGCAUUGUUGUUUUGCAUCUCUGCAGGGAAGGCGGGCUUGACAAAGCAAUGGAGUUGGUGGAAGAGAUGGAAGCCAGAGGCUUUGCUGUUGAUUUGGUUACUAUAACUUCACUCUUGAUUACGAUUUAUCGGGAAGGACGCUGGGACUGGAUGGAGAGGCUUAUGAAGCAUAUUAGGGACAAGAAUUUAGUUCCUAUUGUUCUAAGGUGGAGAAAAUCUAUGGAGGCUAUGCUGGAAGUUCGACAGAGUAAGGAAAAGGAUUUUAUGGCAAUGUUUCCAUAUAGCGGUGACUUCACAGAUAUUUUAAGAGUUGGAGAUUCAGUAGAGACAGAGGCUUACACCAGCCUCUGUGAUGAUGAAACUGAUCCUUGGUCAUCAUCCCCAUACAUGGAUCUGCUCGCUAGUCAAGCGAGCUCUGGCAAUUUCUCUCCACAUAUGUUUACACUUUCCAGAGGGAAACGUGUGGAUGGUAAGGAUGCAGAUUCAUUUGAUAUGGACAUGGUCAAUACCUUCUUGUCAAUAUUCCUGGCUAAGGGGAAAUUGAGCUUAGCCUGCAAGUUAUUUGAGAUUUUCACAAACACUGGUGCUGAUCCUGUAAGCUACACAUAUAAUUCUAUGAUGAGUUCGUUUGUCAAGAAGGGAUACUUCAAUGAGGCAUGGGGAGUUCUGCGUGAAAUGGGUGAUAAAGUUUGCCCUGCAGAUAUAGCAACAUAUAAUGUGAUUAUUCAAGGCCUAGGAAAGAUGGGAAGGGCAGAUCUGGCCAGUGCUGUCCUUGAUAGACUAAUGAAGCAGGGUGGUUACCUUGAUAUUGUGAUGUAUAACACCUUGAUUAAUACACUAGGCAAAGCAGGGAGGAUUGAGGAAGCAAACAAGCUUUUUCAACAGAUGAAAAGCACUGGGAUAAAUCCUGAUGUUGUCACUUACAAUACACUUAUUGAGGUUCACAGCAAGGCAGGGCGACUUAAAGAAGCUUACAAGUUUUUAAAGAUUAUGUUGGAUGCUGGGUGUGUCCCAAACAAUGUAACUGACACAAUUCUAGACUUCCUUGAGAAGGAGAUUGAAAAGGUACGAUACCAAAAGGCCUCGAUUAAAGGCCCUAAUGUAGAUGCUUCCUUGUGAGUAGCCAAAGACAAUUUGAGGCUGCUAAUUUAUUUCUAUUCAGUAUUUCAGUGUUUAAAUCUCCUAAUUGAACGUACAACUGGCUUUAGAUA